Molecule: messenger RNA, 2637 nt
Organism: Symbiodinium sp. CCMP2592
Lineage: Eukaryota; Dinophyceae; Suessiales; Symbiodiniaceae
Source: the annotation of a GenBank genome assembly
AUGGCCGUGCUGCCGACGGGGCUGAAUCCGAUUCCGGUAAAUGCCACGCCCCUCGACAUCGCAGAUGUCUUCCGGGAAAAGGCGGACUGGAGCGAGCUGGGCGCCUUCGCCUCGCCCGCAGACGAAGAUGUCAGUUUUCGGAUUCGGGGGCUGCUGGCGCAAGUUCACGUCUCGAGAAGGGCUGGCUGGCAGCAGUUCCUUGCGAAGCGGCAGGCUUGGCCACGGCGCACCUGGGAGCUUCGCCAGGGGGAGGCUCUGCCACAGGGGCAAGUGCCACCACUGCUGAACCCUGUGCGACCCCGAGUGGGGUUGAGGGUGCCGCGAAGCUGCUGGGAUGGCCAGUGGUUUCCCCAAGACUGCUGCUUCUUCCAGCCCAUGGACGUGGCGCUGUCCAUCUGCUUCAGCAACGCUACUGACCUCUUCAUGGCUUGUUGCCCAUGGGAGACGGUGGAGGAGAUGCAGGCCUCCCUGGUCUCCUGCGAGUUCUCUCCCCUCCGCGGCGCCUGGCGCACGGUGCAGGCAGCUUUCGACGAGUGUGUCGGGAAAGAGGACGAGCUCGACUGCAUGCAGACCAACGUGGCGCCGCGCUUUCCCACGCUGCCUUCAGACCCCUUCUGUAGCAUGGGCGUCGCAUUACGUGGGCUCUUCCUCUCCUCGCACAAGCCCUUCGAGCCCUAUGAUGAUUCGAAUGCCAUUCUGCCUGAUGCCGGCGUGCAAGGCUUUGAUGAAUGCAUGCUCCAUGGCGCAGAUCAGGCGGAAUGCUGCCUUCGAGUUCGUCACUGCAAAUGCACCGCGCAUCCAGCGGACGCCAGAGGUUGCAACUUAGGCGUUUCCAUCGAGUGCGCCACCUGCCUGAUUCUGAUUCCCACGCUGAUCCUGAAGGACUCUGGCUGGCGUGGGAUGUUUGCUUACACGCUGCGCUACCUGCAGCAGCUCAGCAUCGACCGGCUGGGCCUUGUCCUGCCCCGACUGCCUGCGGACUUGCUUUGGCGGGCCACCGCUGGCCGGGCUGGCGAGAGACACGCUGCGUUGAUCAGCAUGGGAAAUCGUUCCGGAGCUUUGGGCUGGCGUUUGGUGCAAGCCGCUGUGGAGGACUUCUUCACACAGUCUGCGCCCUAUCUCACUGUGGCAGACCUCUGGGCAUCCGCCGUGGAGACAGGGGUGCUCACCGUCCUGGCCGACUUCCUUGGCGAUCGCCGGGUCACCGUGGCAGGGCAGCGGAUCCCUUUGGCAAGGCUCUACGCCAUUGACGACCUCAUCCCAACGGACCUCAGAUAUGUCAUCCCGAAGCAGUUCCGUCUGACCUACAGUAGUCGGGAGAAGUUCAUGAAAGGGCUCAAAGGGCCCUACCGGAAGGAGCGCGAAAGCGGCGGACUUCUGGAGGCUGCAUGGCUCCAGGCUCUUCGCGCCUGGCCCCAUCGCUGUUGCCCUCCAGAUGCCGUCGGUGCUUUGACGAUUCUGCAUCCACCACCGGCAGGGGGGUCAAAAUGGCCUGUGUUGCUGCUGGCCAUGUGCGUGGCAUGCGAGUCCAACAACCUGCAGCUCUUGUUGCAGGUGCAGCGCAGCCUCAGCUGCUUGGGACGAACGUGUGCCGUGAUGCCGAAAGGUCAGAUCGAUGAGCUGCAUGCAGAUCAGCUCUGGCGAGAUCCCGCAGCUCGGAGGUGGCUGCCAUUUCUGCAGCUGACUCUGCAACGCUUCGUAGGGCCGAUCGUGCCAAAAUGGAAGGCCAAAGAUCAGCGAGUGUUGAGCACGGCGGAGACCAUGAGCUUUCUGAAGGCCGGUGGCUCCACCGCUCGCUUCGGAGAUGGCGAGUACUGGGCGAUGGACCGCGGCUUCAUCGCCCCAAUGCAGCGGAACCGAUUGCUCAUGGAGUCCUUGACCUAUGUGGCAAGGCUGGGAUCGACUGGCUGCCCUCAGUUCAAGGUUGCCAUGGUGGACGUUCUCGGCUCCAGCGGUUUCCCCGACAGCACGCACUUCGAGUGGUGGAAGACGACUCCCUGGUUCCGGGAAGUGCCCUUCCGUUUCUUUCCUCCCGGCCUCUACGGAAACAUGUGGGUCAACUACAAGCCACCAGACGAAAGCCGGCAGCCGGACUUCAUUCAAGGCUGGGAGCAGGUCUUCAACAACAAGUCCGUGCUGCUGAUUGGGCAUCCCUUUGCUCAGCUGGCAACAGAGGGUCAUGCUUCGGGAGUCAUGUUCUCUGCGAAGUCGCCGGAUGCAACAUUCCCGGUCCGCGCUGCGCAGGUGUCCUACGAGAUGAUGCGUGAGGUGGCGACCCGGCGCCUCUCUCCCUUCAGCAGUGCACGAAGCGUUCGGCUCUUGCGCCGCAACAGCCUCACGCUGGGCUCCACGGUGCGCUGGCUGCAUGUGCUGGAAAGUAUUCGAGCGAUCGUGGAUGAAUCCGACGUUGAUGUCGUCGCCGUGUCCUGGGGCCCGCAGGGGAAGGCACUGGUUGCCGACAUCGCCUGCCGGGGAGUGCAGGCGCUGGAUGUGGGCCGCCUGCUCUUUGAGCUGCAUGGCCACCUAGGCAUGAGCAUGGUGGAAGAGCUAUCGCGACGUGGAAAGAUGCUGCACCACAGGGCGGCAGCGGACGAUGCUGCAGGUCAGGGCCUAAGCUCGGUAGAACAGGUGAUGUAG